AUGGGGAACAGCAAGAGCGGGGCCUUGUCCAAGGAGAUCCUGGAGGACCUCAAGAUGAACACACGCUACACGGAGGAUGAGCUGUGCCGUUGGUAUGCCAGCUUCCAGAAGCAGUGUCCUGAUGGGCGCAUCAGCCGUUCUGAGUUUGAGAAGAUCUACGCUAACUUCUUCCCCAACUCGGACCCAAAAGUCUACGCCCGGCAUGUCUUCCGUAGCUUCGACACCAAUGAUGACGGGACACUUGACUUCCGGGAGUACAUCAUUGCCCUGCACCUCACCUCCUCAGGCAAGACCCACCUUAAGCUGGAGUGGGCCUUCUCCCUCUUUGAUGUUGACCGUAAUGGUGAGAUCAGCAAGAACGAGGUCCUCGAGAUCAUCUCGGCAAUAUUCAAGAUGAUUCCUGCUGAGGAACAGAAGACCCUGCCUGAGGAUGAAAACAACCCUGAGAAACGGACAAACAAGCUCUGGGCCUACUUCAAGAAGGGAGAACAUGAUAAAAUCGCUGAGGGAGAGUUUAUCUCUGGAGUGAUGAAGAAUGAGGAGAUCAUGAGACUGAUCCAGUACGAGCCCAAGAAAUAGGCAGCCAGAAUGUGCCCGGGGAGGGGUCUCCACUGUGUGCACAGCCGCACCGAGGAAUGCAUGAAUGGGAUGGAUGAGUGCGAGUGUGCCUUGGUCUGGGUGUGACUGCAGAGGUUCAGCUUCUUCCCUCCUUUCCCUCUGGUGGUACCACUUGAUGCUCCAUGAGUGACCAAGCUGGCUCCCAGGUGCUGCAGGAUUUGGUGGGUUAGAGCAGAGGGGCUGGGGGGAGGAUACUUGGGUUCUAUCCCAG
This is a messenger RNA of Alligator mississippiensis (American alligator), 829 nucleotides long. It is a transcript of the gene RCVRN, whose product is annotated as recoverin. The transcript has 3 exons. The record is from RefSeq and is a predicted model, not a curated record. Gene Ontology annotation, molecular function: calcium ion binding. Bases 1 to 579 code for a protein of 192 amino acids. Lineage: Eukaryota; Metazoa; Chordata; Crocodylia; Alligatoridae.